Aureobasidium vineae is the source of this 1623-nucleotide messenger RNA. The record is from the annotation of a GenBank genome assembly. Lineage: Eukaryota; Fungi; Ascomycota; Dothideomycetes; Dothideales; Saccotheciaceae.
AUGUCAAUGAAUUCACUGCCACCAGAGCUCUUCGCCAACAUAGUCUCUCUAGUCGUCGCCAAGCAGAAACAACUGACUAAAUAUGCCACACUAUCCCGAGCAUGGCAGAGGGCCAUAGAAGAACGUACAUUUUCGCAUUUGUCUGUCUUCAGUGAUGAAUUAGACGAAUUCGAGUCGUUUGUUCUCGAAUCACCAUAUACACAUCGUCGUACAGCUGUCAGACGAGUAGAGUUCAGCAUCAAUCUUCCAGACUAUGAUGACAACGCCUGCGGACGCUUUGAGAGACAAGCAGAUAGACAUGUCAACGACACGGCCUUCACCAAAGCAAUGGCUGGCCUUUUCACUGCGCUGGCAACCAUCAACUCUGGUAACGGCUCUAGAUCAAUUGAUUUGCAUCUACUACACUUCUAUUCUUCCAUGGAUAUCAAUCGCAGAGACGAAGAGAAAUUAAGAGCAGACAAAUUGGCUAGAGCUACGGGAAACCGACAUGAUCUCUUCGACCUCCGCUACCGAGACUCGUAUCUCCAGCUGCUUGAUCUGGAGAGUCUACCUCUACUGCACAACGUGACCUCAUUGACCGUUCAUGGUGACACUGCGCGCAAGCUAGCGCCAGCGGUCGCCGGUGGACUCAUGUCGAGGCUACCCAAUGUCGCAGCGAUUGAUUGCUCGUUCUGGGACGGGGAGCGACGACGACCGGAUCAGCGAAGGCAGCUGCGUUCAGAAUUAGCCAAGCAGCUGAUCUCCCUCGCCGCACCUAAGAGUCUCCAAAAGUUAACUUUGAACUUGAACAAUAGAGAGCCGGGCAAUAGUAAUUUUGUCGAUGCGGAUGUUCGCGGUAGUCUCUAUACAUCCCAUGCUGACGAUCUGUCCACUGAAUUGAGGUUGUUUUUGCAAGCAGCGCCGUGCUUGACUGAGUUCAACCUGACGGGGCCAAUAUCUAUUAGUGCAGAUCUCUUUAGAUCACUCGAGGACGCAGAAUCGGGUAACAAGCAGCGAUGGCAGAAGCUGGAAGAGUGCAUUAUAGAGCUCAGCGCAGUCAGGCCCGACGGUGGCUGGUACACCGAGAUAGAUCACGAACGCGAUCCUGAGACCUCAGGUGACGAAGAUGAAGAAGAAGAAGAAGACGAAGACAUGGACAGUUCUUCCGACAUCGUCCAAGAUGACGCCCGUAGUGAAGGCUCCUCAUCGGGCUAUGACUCCAGCGACUCCUUCUUUGCCAUGGACCAACUCCCACCGGACUCUUACGGCUACGGCGAAGAGAAACGCGAUGCCCGUUUCAACGGCGACGAACCAUCUACCUCCAGCUUCCGCACAAGACCCACCCAAGAACUAGAAGUCCUCUUUCUCGCGGCUGCGUGCGCAGUACCGCUGAUGCCUAGACUGAAAUACAUGAACGUUGGCCACAAGAUUCGUCCUAGCGAGAGAACGGGAGGACAAUUUCAAGAAUUGGGUUUCGAGUAUCUAGCUAAGGGUGUCGAGUACCCGGGUGAUGGGGCUGAUGCGAUGCAGUUUAGCCGCCUCUACUGGAGCGUCUGUCGCGGUUGGCGUAUGAGCCAGGAAUUGGAAUCACAGUGGAGGCUGCUUUUGGGUGAUGAUGCCAUUGUGGAAUAUAACGAGUGGUAA